AUGCGGCCCGUCGCCACCCUACGCGGCCCGUCGCCGCCCUUGCGCCGCCCGUACCGGCCCGUCGCCGCCCGUCCCGGCCCGUCGCCGCCCGUGCGCUGCCCGUCCCGGCCCGUCGCCGCCCGUCCCGGCUCGUCGCCGCCCGUGCGCCGCCUGUCCCGGCCCGUCGCCGCCCGUACCAGCCCGUCGCCGCCCUUCGUGGCGUCGCGUGCCGCCCGUACGACGCGCCGCCGUCCGCUGCGGCCCCGUCGCCGCCCGUACCGGCCCGUCGCCGCCCGUACCGGCCCGUCGCCGCCCGUCCCGGCCCGUCGCCGCCCGUGCGCUGUCCGUCCCGGCCCGUCGCCGCCCGUCCCGGCUCGUAGCCGCCCGUGCACCGCUCGUCCCGGCCCCGCGCAGCUGCCCCGGCCCGUCGCCGCCAUGCGGUACCCGCCCCGGCCCCAUGCCGCCUGUCCCGGCUCUUCGCCGCCCGUGCGCCGCCUGUCCCGGCCCGACACCGUCCUUUGCGGCGUCACGUGCCGCCCCUCCCCGCGGCUCUGCCGCCUUACCUUCGGCCCCGAUGCCAUCUGCGGCCCCGCCCACUUGCGGCCCCGACCCCGCCCCGGCCAUGCCCUGUCACCAGCCGCGGCACACCGGGGGCACGUGCACUGCCCCCCCUCCUUUUCCCGUCACCUGUCGAGGCGACCUGAGGGGGCCGCCUGGAAGGCGUGGGCAGGCGUCGCCCCCUCUGCCGCCUGCUUUGGCGCCCGGGGAGGCCGCAGUUAA
Messenger RNA from Closterium sp. NIES-65, 759 nucleotides. The record is from the annotation of a GenBank genome assembly. NCBI's taxonomy places the organism in Eukaryota, Viridiplantae, Streptophyta, Zygnematophyceae, Desmidiales, Closteriaceae.